Molecule: messenger RNA, 3536 nt
Organism: Doryrhamphus excisus (bluestripe pipefish)
Lineage: Eukaryota; Metazoa; Chordata; Actinopteri; Syngnathiformes; Syngnathidae
Gene: drd2a
Product: dopamine receptor D2a
Biological process (GO): regulation of potassium ion transport; negative regulation of synaptic transmission, glutamatergic; negative regulation of adenylate cyclase activity
Cellular component (GO): presynaptic membrane; glutamatergic synapse; plasma membrane
Molecular function (GO): dopamine neurotransmitter receptor activity, coupled via Gi/Go; G protein-coupled receptor activity
Source: RefSeq, a predicted model, not a curated record
CUGUGGCCGUCCUUCAAAGUAAGAGCGUCGUUGCCCCAUGUCUGCGUAAAGAAAACAAGAGUGGUAUAAAAUAAUCAUCCAUAUGCAGUUGGAAUAGCAUGGGUGACGACAGUUUGUGAUUUAGUGGCAAUGUGCUUUAAAUAAAUGUGCUUUACAAUUUGAGACAAGUGUAUUCCGCAAUGUGGCUUAAGGUUUGUAGCUUUUUAUAGACUCUGCUGAAUAUAAAUUUAAAUAUCAUGAUGCAUCCUUAAGAUAUAAUAAUGUAUGCUAAGGUCCAUAUCGUCCAACCCUAGAACACACACAAAAGGAGAAUCCAAAACUGCAAGAACCCAAAGAGAACCAGAGCAAAGCCAAUCCAAAACAAGUCCUGGUGAAAAACCACAUAAUGAACCGGUGACUAGCAGAAGCCCCGAGCUGAACUAAAUGGGACACUAAUUACAAAUGACACACAGGUGCGCUCCCGGCUCUCUCCAACCAAAGUAAAGGUGAUGCCAGAUAACAUAAAUAACAAAAUGCACGAGUCCAACCGGUCACGUGGAGCGUGACAAUGGAACUGAAAAGAUGCUGUGUGUGGAAUCCUGAAUCUGGGCCUGAGUCUGGCCUGCAUCACUCACAGCUAAUGGAUGUCUUUACCCACUAUGCCUACAACGACAGUUUCUAUGACAAUGGAACAUGGGGCUUCAACGAGACAGAUCAAGAGCAGAAGCACGAGUACAACUACUACGCCAUGCUGCUCACGCUGCUCAUCUUCGUCAUCGUGUUCGGGAACGUGCUCGUGUGCAUGGCCGUGUCUAGGGAGAAGGCUCUGCAGACCACCACCAACUACCUGAUCGUCAGUUUGGCGGUCGCUGACCUACUGGUGGCUACGCUGGUCAUGCCCUGGGUUGUCUACUUGGAGGUCGUCGGGGAGUGGCGCUUUAGCAAGAUCCACUGUGACAUCUUUGUCACUCUCGACGUGAUGAUGUGUACAGCCAGCAUCCUCAAUCUGUGUGCCAUCAGCAUCGAUCGUUACACAGCUGUGGCGAUGCCGAUGCUAUACAACACCCGCUACAGUUCAAGAAGAAGAGUCACGGUCAUGAUAUCUGUGGUGUGGGUUCUGUCUUUCGCCAUAUCCUGCCCCCUUCUGUUUGGGCUCAAUAACACAGCCACGCGGGACGCCUCACUUUGCGUGAUCGCCAAUCCCGCCUUUGUGGUGUACUCGUCCAUCGUGUCCUUCUACGUCCCCUUCAUCAUCACGCUGCUGGUUUACGUGCAAAUCUACGUGGUCCUCAGGAAGCGCAGGAAGCGAGUCAACAACAAACCCAAGCAACGCCCCAGUCAAGCCACCGUACCAGAUGUGGCCACUUCACUCAAGGAUAAGUGCACUCAUCCUGAAGACGUGAGGCUGUGCACGGUGAUUGUCAAGACCAACGGGAGUUUUCCUGCCAACAAGAAGAAGGUGAUAUUCAUUAAAGACGUGGCCAACGAGGGGGAGGAUAUGGAGCUGGAUGAGCUCAACAACAGCGGCAGCAGCCAAAAGCAGAAGGCGCAAUGCACCCUGGGAGACACUCCGGCCACGAGCCACCAGCUGUUGGUGCCCAGCAAGGACGGCAACGCCAGCCUCAACUCUUCACCCCCGACGCCCCCCGAGGAGAGCCAGAGAGCUGAAAAGAACGGAGAUCCCGGCAAGGAAGCUCUGGAGGAUCCCACGCAGAUGGUGACCAAAGUCUUCCAGACGCAGACGCUGCCUAACGGCAAGACUCAGACAUCUUUGAAAACCAUGAGCAAGAGGAAGAUCUCCCAGCAGAAGGAGAAGAAGGCCACGCAGAUGUUAGCCAUCGUCCUUGGUGUAUUCAUCAUAUGCUGGCUGCCAUUUUUCAUUACGCAUAUCUUGAACACCCACUGCACAAAAUGCAAGGUUCCCGCCGAGAUGUAUAACGCUUUUACAUGGCUGGGCUACGUCAACAGUGCCGUCAACCCCAUCAUCUACACCACCUUUAACGUGGAGUUCCGAAAAGCAUUUAUUAAGAUUUUGCACUGCUAAAAUGCGAGCGAUCAGACUGACAAGGCGGGAAAACAAGCUGGGCAAAUACCUCAUCCUGGAAAGGAGAACCCACCACAUUGCGAGCAGGAAUUCAGAUUUCUAAGUGACUGAAAAAAGGAGACGUUUUUUUCGGAAAGGAUCUUUUAUGUGAAUUGAUGGAGGAAGCCAUUUUUUCUCCCAAGCUGAAUGUAAAACAAGAAAUGUCUGUAACGAUGGCUUGUUUGGUGAAGACAAAUGUACCUUGUUCUUUCAAAAAAAAAAAAUGUGCUCGUCACGACAUACUGUAUACACCGCACACAUACAGGAUGACAACUGCUAUUUAUUGUGUGUACUUCAUGUUUCUUAAAUGACAAAAUGUUCAGCAAAUAUAUAUGAAUACAGUAUCUACACUGUAUGCAUAUAAAAAUAUAUCAAGUCAGUGUUCAUUGCAGUGUUCAGAGAUGUGAGCUCUUAUUCUGAAAAGCUGUCACUAAUUGGAAUUUGUGUUGAUGGCGAACAGACUCUUCAUGGUACUUUCUGUGUAAUGUGGCUAUGCCAAUACCUACAUGAUUGCAAUUUUAUAAAUUGGACCUUCAUAUUUCAUGAUUAUCGCUGUUAGAAUUUGCUGUAAAUAUGUUUUUUCUUUCUGAACACAUUUGCUGUGUUGUUACAAUGAUUCUAAUUAUGAUAUGCUCGUGAUGAAAAUGUGAUGCAUGCCACACUGUUUCGCUAAUCUCAGCUUCUCAUGAGCUUCUCAUGAAUUGUAUGUUCAAACGUCCAAAGUGACAAAAGAGCUCCAAUAAAGGAUGAGACACUGUCACGUGUCAUUUGAUGAUCCGAGCGGGAUGCAGAUGCUUCUGGAAAUUGUUAUUAUUCAGCAGUCUCGCCUUGCUAUGAUUGAAAGUUCCCCUCGUGUUCCUUCCUGGAAGAAACUGCUGAGUCGUUGGGCACCAAAACUAAUUACUUUAAAGCCUCAGAAGGACACAAGUGAGAAAAUUAGCCUUAAUUAACGCUUUAAAUGCACUGGGAUUCUGAUAAAUCACUUGAAAACUAUCUCCGACAUUAGGAACUUGCUUGCGUGGCCAGGGUUUGGUAAUAUCAAAUCACCAAACUUUACUGAGUCAAUUAAUGCAACCCAAAUUUUUAUUUAAGGCACAUCAGAAAGAAAUCAGCUUUUACCGCUACAUUGUGGUUCGAACAUUGCUGCCUCGCUAUUGUGGUUUUUCAAAAGGUAAUUAAUAAAUGGCCCCUCUUAAGUCAUGAACUCAUUCAAUCCCAGCCAUUCUGCAAAAGACAGCCCCUUUGUGGACCGGCCAUUUUAGAUGAUUUUGAUAGAAUAUUGUGUUGUAUGGCUGUAAAAGCUAGUUAUAUGGUUGUUUUUUUAUCAUUUAGCUAGCUACUAACACUGCUGUGUUUAGCAAAAAAGAUCGAUAGACGUCUUUGUGUUACUAUGCUAUGCUAGCAUGCUAACGUUCACAUCACUAGUAUGCUGACAUGAGCAUAGUCACAUUUUUUGUGAUUUUCAUAAGUACGA